UCCUUUAACAACAGUUUGAUCAGCUGAAGGACUACAGACAGCGCCGCGAGGCACAACAGAAGCAGCGUGAAAUGGAGGAACGAGAAAUCCUGGCAGAAAUGGAUGAGAAUGAGAAGAGGUUACUGAAUGAUAAUCUGGUGUCUCACACUCAGCUCACACUUAACCAGGAUGACUGUACCCCCAGAGAGCAGUGGAUGCAGGAGCACAAGACUCAGUUGCUGAACCUCGCACAGAACCAUGAGGAUCAUGUUAAAGGUAUACUGCAGCACAACCUGCAACUGGAGGAGCAGAGAGCAGAGAUUGUGAGAAGGCUAAAUGAAUUGUCGGAAAAAAGCAAGAACUUUUCUCAGGUGGAGAAAAUGUUGGCGGAGCUGAAGGCACAGGAAUACAAGAACGAGUUGCUCCUGGAGACGAUGAGGCAACAGCUGGAGAUGCUGCAGCUGGAUACGAUACAAAAUAAAGCCCGAAGCAGGCAGAGCAGUUUGCCCUCACGCAACUCAAAGAAAAAGGAGGCACUUCAUCAGCCGCAGACCUUUGUGCCUUUCUAUGGUGGAGGAAGUCUCCCAUCUGAAAUCAGUGCCUUGCGGCUUUCCUACCUGCAGAAUGGAGGCAAUGACCAGCUGAUCCUGGUGCAGUUGCAUGAUCUCUUGGCGGAAGCACUACAAGUGGAGCGGAGGGAGAAGCUCCCGCGGACUCAUCGCAAGGAGCGAGCCCACAGAGGGCACGAUACGCUGAGACGCAAUUUAGACUCCGAGCUGAUUACUGCGGAGAUAGAAAAUCAACGUCUGGAGGAAGAAAUUCUGAAGCUGAGGGUGAAACGACAAAGAAACCACAGGCCACAAAAACCCCUGAAGACGUCCACUGGACAUAGACUGAUACUAACAGGAGGUGGAAAGGAUCAGGCACCGAUCUCAUGGAAAGAUGACAACCAGAAGAUGAGGGCCCUGAAGACUGAAAUUGACCUUUUGAAGCAGGACAUGGAGAUUCAACGUCUUCAACGUCACCUGAGGAGCUCAAAGACUCAAGUUCUUGCAGCUGCCCCUGUUCCAACCCCUCCCCUCAUGCCAGCGGAUGAUGUCAGGCCACAGACUCCAGUUCUAGCCAAGCAGUUUCUGGAUUCCAAUGAGGGCUUUGGACCUGCCCCGUAUGACCCAGCAGCUGGUUUUGUGGUGUUCUACGACUUCCUCCUGGGCCUGGAUCCUCUGUACCGGGUGUGCCGCCUGGUGGUGGGACUGUACCAUGGCAGACAGGAAAUGGGAGACCCUUCCCCACUUCCAGCCACCUACUGCGAUGUCAGCAACUCACCGGCCUACUUCACGGACACUAACCUGAGCCACGGAGCCAUCUUGGCGGUCAAGCAAGUCGUCCCCAGAGUGCGUCCGUCCCCAGCUAUCAGCCUGGUCAUGGAACUGCAGGCUUCCGGUGGCUCCGACCCCUACGGACAGGGCAUCAACCGUCUUGUCUCACGAGGCUGGAUCAAGGCAGAUAUUUUUGACAGUCAGAACUGUGUGAUCAGUGGCCGAUGGAAAGCUCCAGUCCGUGUCCUUCCAGUCAUCCCAUCCAUGACCACGGGCGAACUGAACGGAGUGCCUCAGCUGGGAAAUGCAGAAUUGUAUUUUCGUCUGGUCAAUGCAAGAGACGUCAGCGCCCAGACCAUGGCUGAUAUCGAUCCCAAUCACGCCAGGCUGUAUAAAUACCCACCGCUGGCUGCAGUACGCGUUAACAUCCCCAGCGACGCUCCACUGUCCUUCUAUCCAUCUGACCAUUACACAGCAAUGCAGCUGGUCUACCCUGCUUUCGGCGAGAGUGUGGACCCACCACCUCCCUCCGCUGAGACCGUGGUCCUGCACUAUUCUGCCUCAGCUAGAACUCAAUGAGGACAGCCGAUCGAUGGAAGAAGCAACAUUCAGAUAUCCACAGCAAUAUACCAAUGAUUUUAGUUUUUAGUUUAGCUUAACUUAUUAUUGUCAUGUGUGCCGAGGUAUAGUGAAAAGCUUUUUUUUUGGUCGCGUGCUGUCCAGUCAGUGGUAAAACUACACAUGAUUACAAUCAAA
Amblyraja radiata (thorny skate) is the source of this 2054-nucleotide messenger RNA. RefSeq names its product coiled-coil domain-containing protein 17-like. The transcript is spliced from 12 exons. Bases 72 to 1877 code for a protein of 601 amino acids. The record is from RefSeq and is a predicted model, not a curated record. NCBI's taxonomy places the organism in Eukaryota, Metazoa, Chordata, Chondrichthyes, Rajiformes, Rajidae.